Messenger RNA from Heterobasidion irregulare TC 32-1, 3435 nucleotides. Its product is annotated as MAPKKK-like protein. Lineage: Eukaryota; Fungi; Basidiomycota; Agaricomycetes; Russulales; Bondarzewiaceae. The transcript is spliced from 10 exons. The coding region runs from base 1 to 3435 and encodes 1144 amino acids. Gene Ontology annotation, molecular function: protein kinase activity; ATP binding; protein binding. Gene Ontology annotation, biological process: protein phosphorylation. The record is from RefSeq and is a predicted model, not a curated record.
AUGGCCGCGGUAACCAUGAGCAGCAAUCUCGACGGCCUCUCGCAGCCUCCAUCACAGGCCUCUUCGCCCUCCGCCACCGCGAAUACAUUUUCGCCAUCACAGCUGCCUGCUCCCCGUGCCGUCAUUAACAAUCUCCAGCAUGUCCGCCCACAGCCGUCCCUACCCGGAACCCCGACGACAGCUCAGCAGACCCUCAUGGACCCUCCCUCUGGCAUGAAAUAUCACGAUUUUCUCCGCACUUGGAAUGACAAUCAGGUAUCUCGCUGGCUCGCGGAUAUCAAGUGCGGCCACCAUGCGAACACGUUCAAGGCGAGCGAUAUCCGCGGCGAUGUCCUCCUUGAGCUUGACCAGGAUACGCUCAAGGAGAUGGGAAUCGCCAGCAUUGGCGACCGGCUGAGGGUUCUGAAUGCGGUUAAGACUCUGAGGCAGAAGUGCUCGACCAAGAGCGAGAGGCUCUCAAUUUACGGUACGGCGCUUUCGCGGAAUGGGGAUGGCAUGGCGCACAGGAGGUCCGGUUCGGUAACAUCGCCAACGUCGCGGCUGGCUUCGCGCAAACUGGAGCACGGAAGACCACCACCUUUGCAACUCACCCCAAAUGCCAACCAGUCUGCCAAUCUACCGCAUCUCAUCCGUGAGGGCCAACCCGCUCCGGACUCUGCCUCACGCUCGACCAUGCCCCUUCGCCCUCUUCCUCAACCAAAUCAGCAACCUCAAUCCAAUGCCUCGUCUACUUUUCACACGACAACGCCAGGCAGCUCAUAUUCAACGAGCUCGCGCCCGAACGUCUUACCAUUACCGCCCGUGCCUCGCAGCCAACCUCCUCUCCCACCCACUGGCCGGCCAUCAACUCGCAACCUUCAUUCUGAGGCGCCCGAAUUCACGUCGCAACCACUCCCACCUGCUCCUGUGAACCAGAGCCUGCUCACACCGUCAUCGAACGGUUCGUGGUCGGGCUAUGGUCUCCCGCCAGAUCCGCGUGCUGGGAUUGGCAGCGUCAAGACACCUGUGCGUUCUCAGUCUCCUAUGCUCCCAAAUGUUCCUAUACGGACGGCGACGCGUUCUCCCAAUCCCGCCUCGGCGCACGGGAGAAACGUGUCCAUGUCGAGCGUCCAGAAUGGCUCGAGCCCCUUGACGAAAGUGGGACCUCGUCCGUCCACCUCUGCACAUCCUUAUUCCCAAGGCCUUCAACCCCCAGCACAACCGAUCAGCAUUCUUUCGCCUAUUGCCGAGUCGUUCCUCUCCAACUCCGCAACUAUCACUGUUCCGUCUACAUCCGCCUCGCCCUCACCCCCUACGACUUAUACCGUGGGCCGUGGGCCCUUCGUACGUCCGAACACGCCGUCAUACAACAACACCCCUUCGCUUGUCGACCUCAGAAAGAAACUCAUCAAAUUUCAACUGGCAGAGGAGGGCCAUUCGUGCACACUCAAUAUUGAGGACUGUGCAGGCGGCAUUGAGGUACUGGAGAAGGCGCUCAAGAAGUUCGGGAAAUUGGGUGGCAAGAGUUCCGACACAGAAAGCGCCAUUGUUGGCACUGACGAUGGUGGAUUGAGCGUGGAUGGCUGGGGGGUGUAUGUGAAUUGGGGCAACGAAGAUUCGCCAGGUAUACCUCUUUCCGAGGCUCAACUAUUGGCUGUAUGCCACGCAUCACCGGACGAUCCAGCACGGGAGCAUGGCCUCACGUUGCGUCGCACUGGCAAGGCCAAGCGGUCAAAGGCCCUAGCGCAUAUAUUCGGAGAAACACCACCCAUUCCUGGGCAACGGAAUAGCCCAACAAGUCCGUUGUUCAACAAGCGCGCAAGUUCAAUCAGCAUCCUCAGCGGUCUUGGUGUGCGGGAUCCAGAGAAGGCGUUGGAAUCCCCGUCUUCGCCUACACAGUCUUCCACCGCUGGAAAACAUUCGUCGGGAUCCAGUUUUUCGAAGGGCCCGUCCAGAUUGCGCAACUUCUUUGGUCAACGACCGCCGAGCGAGCUCAUCACGAACCAUUUAAGCGAGUACUUCCCCUUCACGGAGAAGAAGGUCUUGGAGCGCACAGCGCGGCACAGUAUGCUGCGAGCGGGCGGCUCUGCUGCGUUUGGGAAGAGAGACAGUACGAUCAUGAUCACCGUGGACGAACCCCCGCGGGUUUCGCUCUCCACCGACGAUGGACACGACGUCGAUGCGGAUAGCGACGAGGAUAACAAGCCGCUCGCUAUGCUGAACAAGCGCGACUCCAAGGCACACUUACUUCCUCCAGUAAACAUCUCGUUCGAACGGAUGAGUUAUAUCAAGGAGCUACGGAGCAAACGUGAUAUAUCAGAUACAGCUAGUAUUAUGACGAUGGAUGAGAUCACGGCGGAGGUGGAGAGUAGGCGCGAGAGCGGCAACAAUACUAUCGCGGAUGACGCCUCGUGGACGAAGGUGGAUGCCGAUAGUGAUGAGGAUACGGAAGCACCCGCAGCGCCUGUAGACAUACCCCCAGAAGGCGAUGAGGAUGAGGAUGACACGAUCGUCGAGGACGAUGUUGAAGAGGAAGAGGAGGAAGUUGAGGAAGAGGAAGAUGACGAGGACGGCACCGGAAAAGCUAUCACAUCCAAAGGUAUCAAGUGGAUCAAGGGAGCAUUGAUAGGAGCUGGCUCGUUCGGAAAAGUGUAUCUCGGGAUGGACGCCACAAACGGUCUUCUUAUGGCUGUCAAGCAAGUCGACAUCCCUUCCAAUGCCUCGACGAAUGAAGCACGUCAAAGAAGCAUGUUGGACGCUCUGGAGCGGGAAAUCGAACUCCUCAAAGAUUUGCAACAUGAGCACAUCGUGCAGUACCUGUAUUCAUCGGCAGACGAGGAGCACUUCAACAUCUUCUUGGAGUACGUUCCCGGCGGUUCGGUCACUGCUCUUCUCCGCAACUACGGUGCCUUCGAGGAGCCACUUGUACGGAACUUUGUCCGACAGAUCCUGGAUGGUCUCGACUACGUACAUGAACGAGGCAUUGUCCAUCGGGAUAUCAAGGGUGCAAACGUUCUGGUCGACAAUAAAGGUGGCAUCAAGAUUUCCGACUUCGGUAUUUCCAAGAAAUUGCAAGACAACAUACCCGGAACUCGCCUUCACCGGCCCUCUCUACAGGGCUCAGUAUUCUGGAUGGCGCCGGAAGUCGUUAAACAGACCGCCUAUACCAAAAAGGCGGACAUUUGGAGUGUCGGGUGCUUGGUUGUCGAGAUGUUCACUGGUGAACACCCAUACCCGCAACUGAACCAGAUGCAAGCCAUCUUCAAGAUCGGCUCUUCCGCUAAGCCCACUAUUCCAUCUGAUAUCACUGCAGAGGCUCAAAACUUCCUCGAACUCUGCUUCGAGCUAGACCAUGAGGCUCGCCCGUCUGCUGGGGAUCUUUUGCGACACCCGUGGCUCACCAAGAAACCCGGAAAGAAUUCUGGUAAAUCAGCAGCGAAGGAAGCCUCGUCAUGA